AUGGCAGCCGGUGGCUUAGCAAAGAUGACCGUCGUCUCCAUCGGCGCCUUCCUCGUUGGCAUCGGCAUACCAUACCUCUCAAGCCUUCCGUCUCCAAAACUGGCGUCCUUCAUCGGCGACUUUCCGGUGCCAGACUACCCACUCGCCUUCCCCUUCCUGAAGAACAGGACCGAGUCAGCAGCAAACACGCCUUUCGUCUGCGACACGAUGCACUCAUACCGCACCGAGCUCGUCUCGCUCGAUCCCCUGAUAAUCUACAUCCACGACCUCAUAACGCCCAUCGAGAUCGCUUCACUGCUCGAAACCGCCGAACCCAGAUUUGCCCCGUCCCAGGUGACCAAGCACGGGCGGCAACAACAAACAUCAGACCGGACGUCGAGCUCGGCGGGGCUGCCGCGCGACGACCCGACCGUCGUGUGCGUGCUGAACCGAGCACGCAACUUCAUGGGCACGAUGCUGCGCGACGGAUGGGAUGAGAUGGGCCCGCCGCAGCUGGUGCGGUACACGUCCGGCCAGCGGUUCAAUGUGCACCACGACUGGUUCGACUACCCGCAGUGGGCGGCCGACGGCGAGCGCAAGUGGAACCGCGUGGCCAGCUUCUUCGCCAUCCUGCAGGACAACUGCACGGGAGGGGAGACGCACUUCCCGCACGCCAGGCCCAUAGCACCACCGAGUCCGCGGGGCGAGGCAGCGUGGCAGGGUGGGAGGCAAACGCAAACACGGAGCCAGCAGCAGCAGCAAGAAGAGGAUGACGAGAAGGCGAAACCGCUGUGGAGAGAGCACGAGAAUGGGGGGCUCGCGUUCAGGCCCGUCGCUGGCAACGCCAUCUUCUGGAUAAACCUGCAUAACAAUGGGACCGGAGAUUGGCGGACGGUUCAUGCUGGCUUGCCGCUGGAAAGGGGGUUGAAGACGGCGAUGAAUAUCUGGCCGCGGCAUUACUACCCCUACGAAUGA
Canariomyces notabilis is the source of this 954-nucleotide messenger RNA. RefSeq lists its product as uncharacterized. The transcript has a single exon. The record is from RefSeq and is a predicted model, not a curated record. Gene Ontology annotation, molecular function: L-ascorbic acid binding; procollagen-proline 4-dioxygenase activity; iron ion binding. Gene Ontology annotation, cellular component: endoplasmic reticulum. The coding region runs from base 1 to 954 and encodes 317 amino acids. Lineage: Eukaryota; Fungi; Ascomycota; Sordariomycetes; Sordariales; Chaetomiaceae. Gene Ontology annotation, biological process: peptidyl-proline hydroxylation to 4-hydroxy-L-proline.